Messenger RNA from Serpula lacrymans var. lacrymans S7.9, 1793 nucleotides. RefSeq lists its product as uncharacterized. The coding region runs from base 42 to 1487 and encodes 481 amino acids. NCBI's taxonomy places the organism in Eukaryota, Fungi, Basidiomycota, Agaricomycetes, Boletales, Serpulaceae. The record is from RefSeq and is a predicted model, not a curated record. The transcript has 6 exons.
AUCAGCAACAUCUAGCGUCCCCCCAGCUCCCAUCGACUCCCAUGUUGAGAAGUGCACCUUUGCCUGAGGCUACGCCACACUUCCACGAGCAUCUUCAAGACCCUGCUUUACAGCAGUAUUGGGCUCAAUUAUCUAACCACCCGUAUCCUUUGCCUCCAUUGCAUCAACAGGGUGGUAUCUCUUCAGGCUUCCCCUAUGACAGUUUCAGUUUCCCUGCCCAACAGGCGGUUGACACAGGUAACUCAACGCAUCAGCGUGAUGCAUACAAUACGCCCCCUGGGUUUUCAUCUUCCCUCGUCCAUCCCGUCGACCACUCACAACCAGUGUACUCCAUGCACCAAGAAUUUACGCUUCAGACGCACCCGUACCCUGCUGGCUAUCCGCCAAGUCUGCCUGUAUCCACAGGCACUCACCUCUCUGGACAGCCGGACUUGGGAGAUGUAUCAGUACCAGACCCUGCUUUCGGUCGACUGAGCAAUUUCGGAAGCAGAGAAUAUUUUGAAUAUCCUCUCGAUAUCACCUCCGAUAGCCACAUGUCGUCAUCCAACUCCGUUAUUUUGCGGUCCAUGGGUGAAGACCGAGGCCCAGUUUCACAGCUUUCUCCGAUUCGCGAGAUAAGCCUCCGUUCACAAUUCCCCCCCGUAGAUGGCUUUCAAUCAAGCCCCCGUGGCGCACCGUCGCAGAGACCCAGCCCCGUGAUUUUUAGCUUGGGCAACGAGUAUCCCCCGUAUAGCCACCCGACCCCUGUGGCGUCAGUAGCGAGCGACAGCCAUUUAAAUGCAGGUCCAUUGUCUGUUAAUCCUGCCCUAUCGGGUAGUUCAUCAGGUACGGCCAAUAGGCCGUCAUCGAGCUCUCCGACUACUAAGCGUGCUCCAGACCCGGAUAUUUUAGACGUUCAAGCCCAGACUGGUCGACGAGUGAUUCCUCGAUACGAAGGUUCUAGCGAUGCUGGCACCAGCUACAAUAUGACUGCAGUGCCAUCCAGUGCAGGAUUUAUUGGUCCUACUGUCCCACGUAUGCCAUAUUCUUCGCGCGUAUUUAGCACUACCUCUGGUGCGCAGGGUCCCAUCCGGUUUUAUUUUGCUGACCCACGGGAAAAUGGAAUCCCACUCCGCGCUGAUUUCACGAGGCGAGCUGACAAGAUGGAAGGACACGAAGUGCAUGUCUUAAACGAUGCAUCCUCAAGUAUCACUCUCCGUAUAGAUUGGCCUGGAUAUGAUGCUUGGUCACGACAGGUACGCUCGAAAAACUGGAGGAAGAAGCCUGGUCCUCUCACCCGCGUCGAGCUUGCGAGGAGAGUUGCUAGUGCGGUGCAGGAGUUCAUUGAGGAAAAACAAGAUGAGCCGGUUCCAGCCGCUCACGCGCGAUGGAAAGUGGGUCCUGACGGCAUCAGAGAUACAGACCUUGUGCUGGUGGCAUUGCAUCAGGUUUCCAAGGGGAGCUGGCAGCCGGAAGUCCGGCUUAAUCGACCCCUUGGUCUUCGCUGAGAAUAUAUCGUCUAACGUCUCAUUCCGUGCCCCCGUCAUGAUUGUGUUUAAAACAUUUAGCCCGCAUCCUUACAACUCGAGUUCAUACGCUUCCAACCCUCCGUUCAUCUAAUGAUAGAGAAGAUCACUCAGCAUUGCAAUCAUCACUUUUCCAUUCAUCCAUCCAUCCAGCCAACUCGUUUUUGUUCUUUCAGUUAAUAUUAUUUCUUGGCAUAAAAUACUCGGCUAUUUUAUACUUUUUUCUUGGUCUCUAAGCAUGUAGCAUAAUUUGUUCAUAUCACAAUGAAAAUUAUAUUUGAACCUCCA